UUAAUACUCUAAAUCAAAAGGCAAAAUCUCAUCAAUUGGAAGAAAUUAGCAAGACAAUCCAGUAAUGCAAACAUUAACAUAUUUUCAUUUUACAUUCAUAAACUUCUGCAUAUUUCUAUUCUUUCUUGCAUAUUUAUGGCAUCCUGACCCUCUCAAGAAACCAAAUUUUUAUGGGUUCAGCACCAAAUUUAGCACAACUCAAAAGCUAAACCAAAACCCAAAAUCAAAUUUAAAUUACUUGACUGAUCAAACUCCUCAGCAUCCACUAGACCCACUUACAGUUCAAGAAAUCAACACAAUCAAAUUAAUUCUUUCAUCAUAUCAACUCUUUUUGUAUUCAUUUCCUGCUAUUCAUUAUUUAUCACUUGAUGAGCCAGACAAAUCUUCAGUCUUGAAGUGGAAAAAAGGUGACCCGAUUCCUCCAAGAAAAGCACUUGUAAUAGCAAUAUUCAACACUCAAACUCAUGUGUUAGUUCUUGACUUAAACUUUGGUCAAGUUAUAAGUCAUGAAAUUAAUCCUUAUUCAGGCUAUCCUAUGCUGUCUAAUGAAGAUAUUUCUGAUGCAACUCAAGUAGCUCUGUCUUAUCCGGAACUAAACCGGUCUGUUAUAGCCAGAGGAAUGAGUUUUAGUGAUUUGUAUUGUUUGGUUCAGUCAACCGGUUGGUUUGGUCCGGAUGAAGAAGGAAAAAGGGUCAUUAAGGUCCUCUGUUACUCAAGCCAGGGUACAGUAAAUUUCUACAUGAGGCCACUUGAAGGGCUAAUUCUAACUGUUGACCUUGACAAGAAAAAGGUAAUAAAAUUUUCUGAUAAAGGAAGAGAGAUUCCAAUUCCCGGAGGUAAGAGCACAGAUUAUAGAUAUUCAGCACAAGACAUGACCGAACCGCUAAAAAUGGAGCCAAUCAACCCAAUUUCAAUGGAGCAACCAAAAGGACCGAGCUUUACUAUAGAAAAUGGUCAUAUAGUGAGAUGGGCCAACUGGGUUUUUCAUAUAAAAGCUGACCAAAGGGCUGGGUUAGUGAUUUCACAAGCCAUGGUUAGAGACUCAGAGACUGGGUUGCUGAGGAGUGUGAUGUAUAAAGGGUUCGGUUCAGAGGUUUUUGUGCCGUACAUGGAUACAGACGAGGAUUGGUAUUUUAAGACAUACAUGGAUGCUGGUGAGUUUGGUCUAGGAGUGAGUGCGAUGCCACUUGUGCCGUUAAAUGAUUGUCCUAGAAAUUCUUAUUAUAUAGAUGGAGUUUUUGUGUCGUCCGAUGGCAGGCCUUAUGUUCAGCCCAGCAUGAUUUGCAUUUUCGAAAGGUAUGCUGGAGAUGUCAGUUGGCGCCACUCGGAAAUGGCCAGUUACAAUUUUGAGAUUAGAGAAGCAAGACCAAAAGUUACACUUGUGGCUAGAAUGGUAGCAUCAUUGGCCAACUAUGACUAUAUAUUUGAUUGGGAAUUUCAAACCGAUGGUUUGAUUCGAAUCAAGGUGUCUCUUUCUGGGAUGGUAAUGGUAAAAGGGACUCCAUAUCAAAAUGUACAUGAAAUUCCUAAUCAAGAAGAAAUGUCAAGCCGUUUAAUAUCAGAAAAUGUGAUCGGUGUUGUUCAUGACCAUUUCAUAAACUUCCAUCUCGACAUGGACAUUGAUGACAGUAAUAACUCAUUUACUGAGGUUAAUUUAGUUAAGGAAGAGAGUUUAGCAGGUGAAUCGCCAAGAAAAAGUUACUUUAAAGCCAAGAGAAAAAUAGCAAAAACAGAGGAAGAUGCAAGGAUUAAACUUAACCUAUAUCAACCAUCAGAAUUUCAUGUAAUAAACCCUUCGAAGAGGUCUAGGUUAGGAAAUCCAACAGGGUAUAAGGUUGUGCCUGGUGCUAAUGCAGCUAGCUUGCUUGAUCUCCUUGAUCCUCCUCAACUAAGAAGUGCUUUCACCAAUAAUCAGAUUUGGGUUACGCCCUAUAACCGGAAUGAACAAUGGGCUGGAGGACUUCUUGUCUAUCAGAGCAGGGGAGAUGACACACUCGAUGUCUGGUCUCAAAGGAAUCGUGGUAUAGAGAAUACGGAUAUUGUGGUGUGGUAUACCCUAGGGUUUCAUCACAUUCCUUGCCAAGAGGAUUUUCCUGUGAUGCCAAUUGUAUCAUCAACUUUUGAAUUAAAACCUGUGAAUUUCUUUGAGAACAAUCCCAUUCUUAGGGCUGCACCGAUGUCUGAAACCGACUUGCCUGUCUGCUGGCCGGCAGCUUCAUCUUGAUUUAUGAUGUUUUUUUUAAUGACAUAAUUUAUAAGUAAACGUACAUUAGUA
Messenger RNA from Mercurialis annua (annual mercury), 2275 nucleotides. Its product is annotated as amine oxidase [copper-containing] gamma 1-like. Gene Ontology annotation, biological process: amine metabolic process. Lineage: Eukaryota; Viridiplantae; Streptophyta; Magnoliopsida; Malpighiales; Euphorbiaceae. Gene Ontology annotation, molecular function: primary methylamine oxidase activity; copper ion binding; quinone binding. The record is from RefSeq and is a predicted model, not a curated record. The transcript is spliced from 5 exons. The coding region runs from base 65 to 2224 and encodes 719 amino acids.